Messenger RNA from Adineta ricciae, 1992 nucleotides. NCBI's taxonomy places the organism in Eukaryota, Metazoa, Rotifera, Eurotatoria, Adinetida, Adinetidae. The record is from the annotation of a GenBank genome assembly.
AUGGUGACGCAUAACGACAAUCUCAUGACUCAACAAUGUACAGUUGGCAAACUUUUAUUGGUCGAAUUAACAAAUGUGGGUUUACAGGUUGUUGAAUUGAAAAUCAAUGUAGAAACUGAGAAAACGAUGAUGAGCGCAAAUAAUCUUCCAAAAGUAAUGGAUACCGAACGUGAAUCAGACUAUGGCUAUGUCUUUGGAGUCUCAGGUCCAGUUGUUGUUGCUAAUUAUAUGGCCGGGGCAUCCAUUAAUGAGCUAGUUCGAGUUGGUCAUGAGGAAUUGGUCGGAGAAGUUAUUCGUCUAGAAAAUGAUUUAGCAACAAUUCAAGUUUACGAAGAAACAUCGGGCUUGAUGGUUGGUGAUCCAGUUUUACGAACAGGUAAACCAUUAUCAGUUGAACUUGGCCCUGGUAUUAUGAGAAGUAUCUUCGACGGUAUCCAGCGACCUCUUGAAACUAUCUAUGAUCAUACUAACAGUAUUUAUAUUCCACGUGGCAUCAACGUUCCUGCAUUAAAUCGAUCUACUUUAUGGUGUUUCAAGCCUGACCAGCGUCUUCGAAUUGGUAGUCAUAUCACUGGUGGCGAUAUAUUCGGUAGAGUAACAGAAAAUAAACUAAUAGAACAUCGAAUCAUGCUCCAUCCAAAAGCAAGAGGCACCAUAACAUACAUUGCACCGGAAGGAAACUACACACUUGAAGAUGUUGUUCUUGAAACAGAAUUUGACGGAACGAAAACGAAACAUACAAUGCUGCAAGUAUGGCCUGUUCGACGCAUGCGACCAGUCGCAGAAUAUCUCCAACCGAAUAAUCCGCUAUUGACAGGUCAACGUAUACUAGAUGCUUUAUUUCCAUGCGUGCAGGGUGGCACAACAGCUAUUCCUGGCGCAUUCGGUUGUGGGAAAACUGUCAUCUCUCAGUCACUUUCAAAAUUCUCUAAUAGCGAUGCUAUUGUUUACGUGGGCUGUGGUGAACGUGGAAAUGAAAUGGCGGAAGUACUACGCGAUUUCCCUAAAUUAAAAAUGGAAGUUGAAGGCAAAGACGUAUCAAUUAUGGAGCGAACAACAUUAGUUGCGAACACGUCAAACAUGCCUGUAGCAGCUCGUGAAGCAUCGAUUUAUACAGGGAUAACGUUAGCGGAAUAUUUUCGCGAUAUGGGCUACAAUGUUGCAAUGAUGGCUGAUUCAACAUCACGCUGGGCUGAAGCUUUGCGUGAAAUAUCGGGUCGUUUAGCUGAAAUGCCUGCGGAAGCAGGUUUUCCCGCUUAUUUAGGCACUCGUUUAGCUUCGUUUUAUGAACGUGCUGGUCGUGUUCGAUGUUUAGGUAACCCAGUGCGCGAAGGUUCUGUGACUAUCAUCGGAGCCGUCUCUCCACCUGGUGGCGAUUUCUCUGAUCCAGUGACCAUACAAACGCUGAACGUCGUCCAGGUCUUCUGGGGUUUGGAUAGAAAACUAGCGCAACGUAAACAUUUUCCCUCAGUGAACUGGCUCUCGUCAUACAGUAAAUGUGCGUUCGUACUGGAUGAGUAUUAUGAGAAGAAGUUUCCAGAAUUUCUACCAUUACGGGCUAAAUGUAAGGAAAUCUUGCAAAAUGAAGAAGACCUGUCGGAUUUAGUACAGCUCGUGGGCAAGGCUUCAUUAGCCGAAACAGACAAAAUAACACUCGAAGUCGCACGAAUGAUCAAAGAGGACUUUCUUCAACAAGAUAGUUGCUCAUCUCAUGACAAAUAUUGCCCAUUUUAUAAAUGUGUCGCAAUGCUUCGAAAUCUAAUCACUUUUUACGAAUUAGCUCGACAUCUUGUUGAGACAACAUCACAUUCCGAAAACAAAGUUACAUUCAACGAUAUUAAAACUAAUCUGAGUGAUAUUCUUCAUCAAUUAGCUGGUAUGAAAUUCAAGGAUCCAACAAAAGAUAGCGAACAAAAGAUUAGCGAUGAUCUUGAAGAACUUCAUGAACGUAUACAAGCAGCCUUUAGAGACAUGGGCGAAGAUGCAGAUUAA